AUGAUAAUAGCAGACCUCCAAGCAGAAGCCCAAUCUAUUGUUGAGAAACACAGCACGGCUGAAUGGACAUCUCUCCAAGGACUAGAUAUCUCUCCAAGGACUAGAUAUCUCUCCAGACAGUUGUUCAGAACUCUGUCUUAUCACACACACAGCAGAGAUAGAGAGUAGCAGCAGCAGCAAACGGAUUUUGGGACAGACUGAGUAUUGUGUUACAUGAAUUAAUUAUAAAUCUAAAAGGGGCACGUUGCUAUAGAGACGGAGGUUUUUUAAAACCACAGUGCAUUUAGCCUUCACAGUACUUUACAGUCGCAGUCGGUGGGUCAGGAACAGCAGCAAUGUAUAUCAAGUUUUGCCGUAUUGUAGGAAGUGGAGGGAAUGACAAAUUACCAGAUGAGGCAAACGCAAAGUUUUCGGUUGAAGUGAAGAAGCAGCAAGGGAAAGACCUGCAGGUCCUGGGGAACGUCGGUCUGUACCGCACAGUGUGUUUACUACUGUCUGUCAUCUGUCUGGUUCUACUGCUCGUCAUCAUCAUCAUCUGUGUCAAAUUUCCAUUCCAGCCUCAAGUCUGUCAUGGGACUGAAAAAGGGAUUGAGGCUAAAGAGAAGGGGAGUAUGACUGAAAAAGGGAUUGAGGCUAAAGAGAAGGGGAGUGUGACUGAAAAAGGGAUUGAGGCUAAAGAGGAAAGGUUCCAGUCCACUGAGGUGUGCAGCCUGCAGACAUGCCAAGCACAAUACUUCCAACAACAGAGCCAGGUCCCCGCCUGCCACAUGUGUGAUGAAGGCUGGCUGCACUUUGAGAGCUCCUGCUACUUCCUCUCCAGAGACAGAAUGAACUGGGACGAGAGCAGGGACGAGUGUAAGAAGAGAGGGGCAGAUCUGGCUGUCAUAACAAACAAAACAGUGCAGACCUUUCUAACGAUGAAGGGGAACCUGAUGUACUGGAUCGGCCUGAGACAGAGAACCAGGAACUGGGUUUGGGUCAACAACAAUGCACUGGGACAGAGUUACUGGUCAGGAUCCAACAGACAAGGGGAUUGUGGGUUACUGACAGGAAGGGAUCCUCCUGAGAGAAGCUGGAGCUCCACAUCAUGUGACCAGUACAGCUUCUACAUCUGCCAGAGGGGGCGCUAAAGGACAGACUUCACCAUCUGCCAGCAGUCACCAACCCUGAUCCUGGAGAGCUAUACGAUGUACAGGCUUUUGUUCCAGCCCAGCAGUAAGACACAUGAUUUAGCUAGUCAAUGAAUCACCUUGAUUAGCUGAAUCAUUUAAGUGUUGUACACCAUGUAGGUCAGCAGGGUUAGUGGCCACUGCCAUAUUCCAACUAAGAAACCUGUCAAUACGGAUUCUCUUUAGACUUCUAUCAUUCAGUCCUAUUCCAUAGCCUUUUAUCCCAUGAUUACACAUCUCUAUCAACAGCCUUUUAAACCUUGAUUAUACACUGUAUGACCUAAGUCUAUGUUAUAAUUCAUUAGACAUCCAGGUAUAACCAAUGAUGGUAAAUAUAAUCACAUUACAGUUAGUUAUGCCUUGUGAAGAACAAUCAAGUCGGCCUGCCAGUUUCAGUUAGAGUCUGCACUAAAUGUAAAAGAUUAACACUGUAUAUUGCACUCAUUUGCUUGUUCUGCUGAGAUGUUUUCUAUAUGUGUUCUCAAUGCCUUUGAAUGUGAUAAUGACCGACAUGAUUAUGUGCAUUAACCAAUCAUUAGGUUUUAAGUACUGAUUCACAAUCUUGAAAGAAACAAACGUUUAAUAUCAUUUGUCCAUGUAAUAAAGAAUCAGUUAUUA
Oncorhynchus kisutch (coho salmon) is the source of this 1787-nucleotide messenger RNA. Its product is annotated as CD209 antigen-like protein E. Lineage: Eukaryota; Metazoa; Chordata; Actinopteri; Salmoniformes; Salmonidae. The coding region runs from base 336 to 1130 and encodes 264 amino acids. The record is from RefSeq and is a predicted model, not a curated record. The transcript is spliced from 6 exons.